GGAGGGAGGAGGAAGAGGGAGGCGGAGGAAGGCCGAGGCCGGAGGCGGAGCACCAGCCUAGACGCGCGCGCCAGAGGCGGCGGCCCGACCCCGCACCGGUGCGGCGGCGGCGCUCUGGUUGGCUGGUCUCCUCCGUCCUCCCGCCGCCGCCCCCUCCUCCCUCCCACUCCCCGCCCUCCCCGCGGCUGGCGUAGAGAAAGUACAGUAAAAAGUCCAAGUGCAGCCGCUCGGCGCAAGAUGGGAUCCGGCUCCUCCAGCUACCGGCCCAAGGCCAUCUACUUGGACAUCGAUGGGCGCAUUCAGAAGGUGGUCUUUAGCAAGUACUGCAACUCCAGUGACAUCAUGGACCUGUUCUGCAUCGCCACCGGCCUGCCCCGGAACACGACCAUCUCCCUGCUGACCGCGGACGAUGCCAUGGUGUCCAUCGACCCCACCAUGCCCGCCAAUUCAGAACGCACUCCCUACAAAGUGAGACCUGUGGCCGUCAAGCAAUUGUCUGAGACGCAGUCCUGCCUGCUUUUUAUGGCUGGUGCAGACUACAGGAGGACCAGGGUCCGGUCACUCUGCCGAGAGACCUCUGAGAGACGGGUUAGUGGGAGCAGGCCAGGAAGGGAAGGAGCGUCUGAAGGUGGACAGGAAGACUCCAGGCCCUGGAGAGGCCUUAGCGUGCUGACGGUGGGCCCGAGGGUCCCUCCAGAGAAAGAAGAAUUAAUCCAGAGUGUGCUGACCCAGGUGGCAGAGCAGUUCUCAAGAGCAUUUAAAAUCAACGAACUGAAAGCAGAAGUCGCAAACCACUUGGCCGUGCUAGAGAAGCGAGUCGAAUUGGAAGGCCUGAAAGUGGUGGAGAUCGAGAAAUGCAAGAGUGACAUCAAGAAGAUGCGGGAAGAGCUGGUGGCCAGAAGCAGCAGGACCAGCUGUCCCUGUAAGUACAGUUUUGUGGAUAACAGCAAGAAACUGACAACUCGGCGUGAUGUCCCCACGUAUCCCAAGUACCUGCUCUCCCCAGAGACCAUCGAAGCUCUCCGGAAGCCCACCUUCGACGUCUGGCUCUGGGAGCCCAACGAGAUGCUGAGCUGCUUAGAGCACAUGUACCAUGACCUGGGCCUGGUCAGAGAUUUCUCCAUCAACCCCAUCACACUCAGGAGAUGGCUGCUCUGCGUGCAUGACAACUACAGGAACAACCCUUUCCACAACUUCCGGCAUUGCUUCUGCGUGACCCAGAUGAUGUACAGCAUGGUCUGGCUCUGCAGGCUCCAGGAGAAAUUUUCCCAAAUGGAUAUCUUGAUUCUAAUGACGGCAGCCAUCUGCCAUGAUUUGGAUCAUCCAGGGUACAACAACACGUACCAGAUCAAUGCCCGCACGGAGCUGGCCGUCCGAUACAACGACAUCUCGCCCCUGGAGAACCACCACUGCGCCGUGGCCUUUCAAAUUCUCGCCCAGCCCGAGUGCAACAUCUUUGCCAACGUGCAGCCGGACGAGUUCAAGCAGAUCAGACAGGGGAUGAUCACAUUAAUUUUAGCCACUGACAUGGCAAGACAUGCAGAAAUUAUGGAUUCUUUCAAAGAAACAAUGGAGAAUUUUGACUACAGCAAUGAGGAGCACAUGACCCUUCUGAAGAUGAUUUUGAUAAAAUGCUGUGACAUCUCUAACGAGGUCCGUCCAAUGGAAGUUGCGGAACCUUGGGUGGACUGCCUAUUAGAAGAGUAUUUCAUGCAGAGCGACCGCGAGAAGUCCGAGGGCCUUCCGGUGGCCCCUUUCAUGGACCGGGACAAAGUGACCAAAGCCACAGCCCAAAUUGGGUUCAUCAAGUUUGUCCUGAUCCCGAUGUUCGAAACGGUGACCAAGCUCUUCCCUGUGGUGGAGGAAAUCAUGCUCCAGCCCCUCUGGGAAUCCAGAGAUCGUUACGAGGAACUGAAGCAAAUGGAUGACGCCCUGAGAGAGAAGACAGAGAGCCUGACAUCCGGGCACACCGACCCGCCGAGAGAGGGAAGCAGAGAUGUGAGGAAAAGCGAAGAUAAUGCCAUCCUGAAUUGACGUCUCAGCGCAUAUGGCACAUCCUAUUUUUUAAUGGUUCAGAAGAGGGAUUGAGAUUGUUUUACUUGGCCUAAAUGUGUUCAACAGCGUGUGCGGUUUUUAAGCAUCGUCUGCACAUCAUCCUGGGACGUCUGACAGCACCUGCACAUUUUCAAUCCCCACAGCAGCUUUCUCCCUCUUCCUUUUCCAAGCAGACGGAGCCUGAAGACGGCAGGACAGUCCGGGCCGUGGUUCUGGACCAGGCUGGAGGAGCCGGAGCCUCGCGGGAGCCAACUGUGCAGGGAAAAGUUGACUCUGAGCGCCUACUCCGCCAAGACUGCGUUUUCUAAGAACUGUUUUGUUCACUGAUACAAAAAAAAAAAAAAGGAAUUCAUGAUGCUGUACAGAAUUUUUAUUUUUAAACUGUCUUUUAAAUAAUAUAUUCUUAUACAGAAACGGGUACUGUACUUUUUCUUUGGUAAUGCUGUGUAUCCCGGGGCUGCCUCUGAGAGUCCCCAGAGUGCCCCUCAGCUCUCCCGCAGAGACAAGGAACUGUGCUUUCCCCGCAGAUGUAUCUUAGAACAGUUUUCCAGUGUGAUGUGAUGCUCCAUAUCCCGUGUAAAUUCAAAUUAAAUCUCAGGCGGU
Molecule: messenger RNA, 2658 nt
Organism: Zalophus californianus (California sea lion)
Lineage: Eukaryota; Metazoa; Chordata; Mammalia; Carnivora; Otariidae
Gene: PDE9A
Product: phosphodiesterase 9A
Exons: 20
Coding region: 238-2034 (598 amino acids)
Biological process (GO): cGMP catabolic process
Molecular function (GO): 3',5'-cyclic-GMP phosphodiesterase activity
Source: RefSeq, a predicted model, not a curated record